Molecule: messenger RNA, 1209 nt
Organism: Centruroides sculpturatus (bark scorpion)
Lineage: Eukaryota; Metazoa; Arthropoda; Arachnida; Scorpiones; Buthidae
Product: SRR1-like protein
Exons: 2
Coding region: 113-943 (276 amino acids)
Biological process (GO): microtubule-based process
Cellular component (GO): nucleus; cytoplasm
Source: RefSeq, a predicted model, not a curated record
GGGGCGCAAUGAACGAAACAAGCCAGACGAAUUAGUAAUGGAAUGACUUAAUUUUGUUGUUUUUCUUUUUAAAGUAAAUUUGCUGUAGAAAAUUGACUGGACUCGAACAGAUAUGGAAAGUGAUGGAUUCAUUAAGGUAGAAUACAAAUCAAACAGAAGAAGGAAAAGGUCUAAACCCAAAAAGAUAAAUAAUGCAGUUGGGUAUGAGACCAUUCAUUUUGAUCCUUUAGAAGCAGAAACAGAUUUUGAAACGGUUCUUAAAAAGGUGGAAGAGUGCAAAGCCGAAAUACGUUCGAGUGACUUUUAUCUCAAUUUCUACGAAAUAUUCAAGAAGUGCGUCGUUACCAAUUCUGGUAAAUCCGAAGAUGGCAAGAGGAAUGUGCAGAACAUCGUGUGUUACGGUCUGGGGAGUGUUUCGACUUCCUUGGCCGCCCGGUACCAGUUGGCUCUGCUGUUGCUGAUGAAAGAAUUUACUGGGUCUUCGAAUCCCCUUCUGUAUGAUCCCAUCUUUAGCAAAUUGGACUGGAAAAUUUUGACGCGUUUUCACUGUAGGGCGAUACGGAAGAACGAAGAGGGAAAACGUAAGAUUGACGGGAGGACCCUGUUCUUUAUGCCACACUGCGGGAGACCUCUGUAUAACAGUAUUCUGUGGGCCAACUGGAGUCCCGACGGGUUGAACGACGUCAUCCUGAUAGGGAAUAGUUUUAACAAUUUUGUGUUUUCGUUGCCCGAAAAGACAUUGAAUAAGUUUUCUUACCUGUGCCGGGUGAAGUCUGCGGUUACUGAAUACAAUGUGCCCAAUACUUUCAGGUUUCAAGACAUAUUUAACAAUAUGUCCAUUCACGUGUUUGAUCUCCGCGUUUUACGGAAUUUUCCGAAACAGAACUGGAAGGAUCAUGCGGAACCUUUCUAUCACGGCGAUGACGAGAUUAUUCUAUCGUAAAUGAUGAUAUUUUGUAUAGCGUUUACUUCGUAAAUUAUCGUGGUGAGUGCGCGACGUAUUUAUCGUGUAACAGUUUUUAACUUAUGGUAAGUUGUACGAAAUGUUAGCAAGAAAGUUUUACAAAUAAACUUAUUAUUUUUUCAUUUGUUAUAAUUAUAGGUUUAUGUUUGGUUUAAUUUGAAAUUAAAUUUUAAACAUUAACACAUGUGAUACUUUUUCUUCUUGAUUAAAGCAAAUUUCGUAAUAUUCUGUUUUCCCAUAUUCAC